Xylaria bambusicola is the source of this 1674-nucleotide messenger RNA. Its product is annotated as TfdA family taurine dioxygenase. The transcript has 7 exons. Gene Ontology annotation, molecular function: 2-oxoglutarate-dependent dioxygenase activity. Gene Ontology annotation, cellular component: cytoplasm. The record is from RefSeq and is a predicted model, not a curated record. Bases 205 to 1323 code for a protein of 372 amino acids. Lineage: Eukaryota; Fungi; Ascomycota; Sordariomycetes; Xylariales; Xylariaceae.
GGAGAUAACAAUGGUAUCCAGCUCAGAGAAUCGGCAAUUAUAAUUUUCCAAUGUCCUCAAUGCCGCUUGAUAAUCAAGUGUCCAAUACGACCAUAAUUCUUACAUUGUCUCUCAGUGUAAGGUGGAGGUUUCAUACACCGAAGUAGUGUACACCAGCUCUCAUCGUUGAUACCAUAGCAAGAUCUGGAAGAACCUCCUCCAGUCAUGGCGACAACGCAGAACGAAACCCAAGAAAAUGGGAUGAAUGGAAAUCCACUGCCGGCAUCUAAGCUGCAACAAGAACCUUUGAAGAACUCUGGAUCGAUCGACCAUCUUAAAUAUGUUGAUGUGACACCAAUUAUCGGGCGCGAGUAUCCAACGGCUAAGAUCAAGGAUAUCCUCGCUGCUCCUAACUCCGAUCAGCAGCUACGAGACCUCGCCAUCACGAUUUGUGAGCGAGGAGUUGUGUUCUUCAGAGCACCACAGGAUGACCUCACCGUCGAAGAACAGAAACAUGUCACGUAUAUGCUGGGCAAGCUGACAGGGCGCCCGGAAGGCCACGGUCUACAUGUGCACCCAUUAGAUAACGAUCCAAAUAACUUGGCAAUGGCGGAUGGGACGAGAGACCCGAAUAUAUACGUGAUAAACUCAGAAGCAAUGAAGAAGUUAUACAAGACAGCGAAACGUCCCCCAUUGGACCAACCUCGAGAUCUUUCGCGCGAAUGGCACAGCGAUAGUUGUUACGAGAAUUGCCCAUCGGACUUCUCUUUCCUGCGCAUGCAGGACACACCGCCAUCAGGAGGCGAUACUCUCUGGUGCUCAGGCUAUGAGCUCUAUGAUCGAAUGUCACCCUCCUUUCGGGGUUACCUCGAGACAUUAACGGCAACAUGUUCACAGUACGAAUUGUACAAAUCGGCCUGCGAGGUAGGCGGGUACGAAGUGAUUUCGCCGCGCGGCUCGCCGCUUAACAAGGACUUCGAGUUCUCGCCCUCGCACCCCGUCGUGCGCACGCACCCGGUCACGGGAUGGAAGAGCGUCUUUGCUGGAGCUGGCCUGCACGUCACACGCAUCAACGGCGUCACUUCGUAUGAAGACACGAUGAUCCGCGACUAUGUCAUGCGCCUGAUCACGCGCAACCACGACGGCGUGGCGCGGAUGCACUGGACGAGGCAGUCAUGUGCUAUCUGGCACAACGCAUGUACGUUGCAUGCUGCGACGCCUGAUACGCAUCUCGUCGAUGAUGGGUUACGCGUCGGUGUGAGAGCCACGGGGAUCGGCGAGGUGCCAUAUCUCGAUCCUGCGUCGAAAGGACGUCGUGAGGCCCUUGGACUACCUUUGUACUAGGAGGAGAGCUGGCAGCGUUUUGGUGAGGUAUGCAUUGGUUUAUGUGAGUACGUGGGCUGUAGUUGGGAUAUGGACUUCUUAUGUUCGCUUAUCAAUGGGGUGUGAUUCAAUUAUUUGACAAGGGAAGCUGUCCGAGGAAGAGUAUGCUAUAUGUAAAGAUGACUGGCGCGGAGAGAAUGGCUUUAAGAGAACUUUUCGAAUACAAGGCGUAUGUAUAUGCGACCAUUUGCUUGAGUUAUGUGCCGGUGUUCAUUCUCAUCGGAAUGCUGUACCUCCCAUCGUGAAGGUCCAAUCUUGAUGUCUGCCUACCUUGAUGCAGGUACCGUACCUACUACAGUAGGAGUAAUAUAU